AUGCAUGCGUGGUCUCCACCAACCCAUCAACUUAAUCCUCGGGACCUGGUCCUAGCCCAUCUAGCCAUGGCCAACACCAUGGCCCUUCUCAGCCGGGGGAUCCCCAACAUCCUAUCUGCUUGGGGGUGGAAAAAAUUCCUGGAUGAGGUUGGUUGUAAAAUCCUCUUAUACAUUUAUCGAGUAUCCCAGAGUCUUAUCAUCUGCACCACCUGCCUCCCGAGCGUCUUCCAGGCCGUCAUUAUCAGUCCUAGCAACUCCCAGUGGGCAGGAAUCAAAACCCAACUUCCCAAGUGCAUUCUCCCCUCCUGCUUCUUCUUCUGGAUCCUCAAUCUGCUGUUUGACAUGACUGCAUUGUUGGUAGUCAUGGGACCUGGUAACAGCACCAGCAUCAAUAGGGUCAUCCUCCUGAAAUACUGCUCUUCCAUCAUUAUCAGUGCAGGCACAAACUUGUUCAAUGCAGUGGUCCUCUCCCUCCGUGAUAUGUUCUUCUUGGGACUCAUGAGAGUGGCCAGCAGCUACAUGGUAUUUGUCCUGUACAGACACCACCGGCAGGUCCCACACUUCCACGAGCCCGGAUGCUCCCCCAAGGCAAUUCCAGACAUCAUAGCAGCAAAGAGAAUCAUUGUCCUGGUCACUCUCUGCGACCUCCUGUAUGGACAGAACACAAUCACCCUGGGUUUUUUUUAA
Ornithorhynchus anatinus (platypus) is the source of this 687-nucleotide messenger RNA. Its product is annotated as vomeronasal type-1 receptor 3-like. Gene Ontology annotation, cellular component: membrane. The transcript has a single exon. Lineage: Eukaryota; Metazoa; Chordata; Mammalia; Monotremata; Ornithorhynchidae. The record is from RefSeq and is a predicted model, not a curated record. Gene Ontology annotation, molecular function: pheromone receptor activity. Gene Ontology annotation, biological process: G protein-coupled receptor signaling pathway. The coding region runs from base 1 to 687 and encodes 228 amino acids.